Molecule: messenger RNA, 1737 nt
Organism: Cucurbita moschata (crookneck pumpkin)
Lineage: Eukaryota; Viridiplantae; Streptophyta; Magnoliopsida; Cucurbitales; Cucurbitaceae
Product: probable polygalacturonase
Exons: 5
Coding region: 239-1576 (445 amino acids)
Biological process (GO): carbohydrate metabolic process
Molecular function (GO): polygalacturonase activity
Source: RefSeq, a predicted model, not a curated record
UUCCAUACAAACAAACAGCCGAGCUCUGAUUCUCUGGUUACUGCUCUCUCUCUCUCUAACCCUUUCCAUUAAUUAACUUCUCCAUUUCGCACCAUCCUUGGAUUCUUCUUCGUGUCCUAACUCCCAGAUCUACUCCCCCUUCUUCCCAUCUUCGUCUUCUUCUUUAAGAUCUUACUUAAAUCCCUCAAAAAGCGUCUCUCCACUCUUUUCUCUUUGUUCUCUUUCCCAUUUCUCCACCAUGUUGCCGUUUUUCCUCUUCAUUUUCAUCUGCUUCGCUGCUCUUUUGUCCUCUCCACUUGCCGCCGGUGAGCUCACUACCUGCUCCGGGAUAGUCCCCAUGAAGUAUCGGAGCGAUAAGAUUUCCAUUGCCGAUUUUGGGGGUGUCGGCGAUGGCCGUACAUUGAACACUAGAGCUUUUCGAGCUGCGAUUUAUCGAAUUCAACAUUUGAGAAGAAGAGGGGGUACUUUGCUUUACAUUCCUCCUGGGGUUUACUUGACGGAGAGCUUUAAUCUCACUAGCCAUAUGACUCUGUAUCUUGCAAAAGACGCUGUUAUCAAAGCUGUUCAGGAUUCUUCAAAUUGGCCAGUGAUCGAGCCGUUGCCAUCAUAUGGAAGAGGGAGGGAGCGCCCUGGUGGAAGAUAUGUAAGCUUUAUUCAUGGAGAUGGUGUUCAUGAUGUGGUGAUCACUGGUGAGAAUGGGACCAUUGAUGGCCAAGGUGAUGUCUGGUGGAAUAUGUGGAGGACAAGGACUCUGAUGUACACUAGGCCUAAUCUCGUUGAAUUUAUCAAUUCUCAUAAUAUCAUCAUUUCCAACGUAAUGUUCCUGAACUCUCCGUUUUGGAACAUUCAUCCAGUUUACUGCAGUAACGUUGUUGUGAGAUAUGUCACAAUAUUGGCUCCUCGUGAUUCCCCGAACACCGAUGGAAUCGAUCCAGACUCGAGCAACAACGUCUGUAUAGAAGAUUCCUACAUUUCAACUGGAGAUGAUCUUGUGGCUGUGAAGAGUGGAUGGGACGAAUAUGGUAUCGCUUACGGUCGUAGUAGUUACGACAUUACCAUCCGAAGAAUAUCGGGGUCAAGUCCAUUUGCUGGAGUUGCUGUAGGAAGCGAAACCUCCGGUGGUGUGUCAAAUGUAUUAGCAGAACACCUAAGCUUAUACGACAUGGGAGUUGGUAUCAACAUCAAGACAAACAUUGGAAGAGGAGGGUUCAUAAAGAACAUAACCAUAUCCGAUGUCUACAUGGAGAGCUCGCGAAAGGGUCUAAAGAUUGCGAGCGAUACUGGAGAUCAUCCCGACGACAAGUUCGACCCAAACGCUCUUCCAAUCGUCAAAGACAUCACAAUUAAAAACGUUUGGGGUGAGAAUGUGCAGCAAGCAGGUUCUAUAUAUGGCUUGAGGAACUCCCCAUUUACUGGUAUAUGUCUUUCGAACAUUAACCUUCGUGGCACAGCGAGACCGAGAUCAGUACCGUGGACUUGCUCGUAUGUAAGUGGUGCAGCUCUCUUGGUUAGUCCAUGGCCAUGCACAGAGCUUACCAGCACACAGCAGGAUGGUGUGUGCUCCAAUAACUUCUAAACACAUCUAUUAUGUAUAUUUCGUUCUUUAAACCUAUGAAAUUUCGCGUCGUGUUUGUUGUAGCUAUAUUCCAUUUCACCCGCAAAGGUCAAUGGGGAUUAAAAGAGAUUAAAUUACAAAUUUGGUCUCAAUGGAUCCAAGAAAGUUUGUUUUAAAAGUUA